AUGGCAAAGAAAACUGCCGCUGCUGCUGCCGCGGCCUCGUCGACCGACAACGAGUCUGCCACCACUCAGGUCAACGUCGCUGAUUUUGCUCGUACCCGCGACAGUGUCAUUGUUGCCCUUGCUACCCUCCAGACAUCUGUUCAAGACCUCUCUCGAGCUUACAUCAACCAUGCCAACACCGUCCUUGCCCCAGGCCGAGGCGGCUCGCUGGAUGCCAACCUGACCAACAUCCUCUCUGAGUCUGGUCUAUUGGCUACUGCCAACGCAGUUUCGCGCCCCGCUGCUCUCGCCGAGCCUGAGGGUGACGGCAAGAAGAAGCGCAAGAGAACUCCUCACGACCCCAAUGCCCCCAAGCGUGCCUUGACGCCAUACUUCCUCUACAUGCAGAGCGCCAGAUCCCAGAUCGCGAAGGAGCUUGGUGAUCAAGCGAAGCCCAAGGAGGUCGCCGAUGAGGGUACUCGCCGAUGGACUGCCAUGCCAGCCGCUGACAAGGCUAUCUGGGACUCUCAAUACCAGAAGAAUCUUGCCGCCUACCGUGUCAAGAUGGCUGCAUACAAGGCCGGCCAGCCUGUACCCAGUGAUGAGGAAGCUGCUCGUCUUGUCGAGGCAGGCAAGGCACCUACUGAUGAGGUCGUCGCCGAUGCUGAGGCCGACACCGAUGAGGAGACCUCGCCGGAGCCUGUCAAGGAGCCUACCCCUCCUGCUAAGACAUCUAAGCGCAGAAAGACCCAGGACACCCCCGCUAAGGUGGAGGCAACUCCUAAGUCACCAGAGAAGGAGAAGAAGAGCAAGAAGGCCAAGGCUGAGGUUGAAAAGGCGACUCCGGCUUCGACAUCCAAGACUGAGAAGAAGAAGAAGUCCAAGAAGGCUUAG
Messenger RNA from Cyphellophora europaea CBS 101466, 873 nucleotides. RefSeq lists its product as uncharacterized. The record is from RefSeq and is a predicted model, not a curated record. The transcript has 3 exons. Gene Ontology annotation, cellular component: nucleus. The coding region runs from base 1 to 873 and encodes 290 amino acids. Gene Ontology annotation, biological process: regulation of gene expression. Lineage: Eukaryota; Fungi; Ascomycota; Eurotiomycetes; Chaetothyriales; Cyphellophoraceae.